Molecule: messenger RNA, 3279 nt
Organism: Syngnathus acus (greater pipefish)
Lineage: Eukaryota; Metazoa; Chordata; Actinopteri; Syngnathiformes; Syngnathidae
Product: sphingosine 1-phosphate receptor 3
Exons: 2
Coding region: 190-1344 (384 amino acids)
Biological process (GO): G protein-coupled receptor signaling pathway
Cellular component (GO): membrane
Molecular function (GO): sphingosine-1-phosphate receptor activity
Source: RefSeq, a predicted model, not a curated record
AAAAAAUAGAGGCUGACGAUGGUGUGCGCGGUGCGGAGCAAGAGGAGCUUGGGGAAGUUUGUCUAUGGGGACUCUGAUUUGCAGGAAGUGGAACUGAAGCUAAAUGACAUGAUUGCACUUCAUAUUUGGAUCGACUGAAUCCUCCAAAGUUCUCCUGAGGAACAAGCAACAGACCCCUCGGACUUCAAAAUGAUUGAUCCUCGCAUCUACCUGCACUACAACUACACGGGCAAGCUGGACCACCGGCCCAGCGUGGACGCCAAUGCCGGCGUGGGCACCCCGGACACUAAGACGCUCCUGUUCCUGGUGGUGUGCGGCUUCAUCGUGCUGGAGAACCUGACGGUGUUGGUGGCCAUCUGGCGGAACCACCGCUUCCACAACCGCAUGUACUACUUCAUCGGCAACCUGGCGCUGUGCGACAUGCUUGCCGGCGUGGCGUACCUGGUCAACCUGCUCCUGUCCGGCGACAGGACUUUGCACCUGUCACCCGCCCUUUGGUUUGUGCGCGAGGGCAGCAUGUUCGUGGCUUUGGGCGCUUCCAUCUUCAGCCUUCUGGCCAUCGCCAUCGAGCGCCACCUGACCAUGAUCAAAAUGAGGCCUUAUGAUUCCAACAAGAACUACAGGGUCUUCCUUCUCAUCGGCACGUGCUGGUUGAUCGCCAUCUCCUUUGGGGCGCUUCCCAUCCUGGGAUGGAACUGCCUGGGCGACCUCCCCGACUGCUCCACCGUUCUGCCGCUGUAUUCCAAGAAGUACGUAGCUUUCUGCAUCACCGUCUUCAUGGUGCUGCUCCUGGCCAUGUCGGUGCUUUACGGACGCAUCUACAUCUUGGUUAAGUCCAGUAGCCGCAAAGUGAGCAAGCAUAGCAAUUCAGAGCACGCCAUGUCGCUGCUACGUACCGUCAUUAUCGUGGUGGGGGUCUUCAUCGCCUGCUGGACGCCCAUUUUUGUGCUGCUCCUGGUGGACGUGGCCUGCGAGCAGCGUCGACGCUGCCCCAUCCUUUACAAGGCCGACUGGUUCAUCGGGUUGGCCGUGCUCAAUUCGGCCAUGAAUCCCGUCAUAUACACGCUGGCCAGCCGCGAGAUGAGACGGGCCUUCCUGGGCUUGGCUUGCUGUCUUUGCUAUCGUGGCAAAACGUCGACGCCGGGCAGUGUGAACAGGCAAUGUCUGGAGGCUAGUCGGAGCCGGAGCAAGUCGUGGAGUAGCCAGAACAACCACAACCAGCAAGGCAGCAGGCAGGCGGGGCCGGACGUGGAGGCGGACUCUGAACUCGGGAAGAUGUCGGUGGUUGCGGGGCCGAGUGGUGCUGAUGCUGACAACUUCCUCCAGAAUGACGGGAACGAGUGAGAGGCCAGGCAAGGGCGGUCGUGACACCGUGACCUCUGGAUUUGACCCACUAAGUGACUACAACGUUCAAUUCCUUAAAAGACACAUUGACUGUGAGGCACAUCCUAUCCAAAUCAGGAUAAACAAUGCAACGUCCAGAAAUGGGACCUUUGGAAAAAGUCCAGAAGAGGUUCUGGGCCACUGCAAUAGAAAAUAUCUUAUGAUACACACUACUUGCUUAAAGAGACUCAAUUCCAAUUUCUAUCUUCAGAAAAAAAACAACCAGACUCUGACAUUCUCUGAUCCAAUCAGAAUUAGGUUUAGAAUCCAGGGGAAUUCAAAUCAUUUGAUUGCAGUAUAAACAGUUUUACCUAACAGAAGUAGGAAAAUGCAUGUAUGCAUGUCAGAACCUCAGACCUGAAUCAGGCCUUAUCAGAUUCGGAAUCAGAUAGUUGCGAAUGUGACUGGAGUGUAAACAGGACUGAUCAGAUAUAGACAGUCUACUGAAAAGUAGCGGGAAAAGCACAUACAAUGAUCCCAGAACGUCAAAUGCAAAUCAGGAUCAAUGGCGGAUAUAAAGCUGAUUGAUUCAAAUCAGCUCUGAAUCAAAUACUGCAGUGUGCACGGCCAGAACAAGUUUUUGCCAUUAACCAACAUUUUCCACAAAUCAGAUACAGACACUAAAUGGGACUCUCUUACAUUAAGAACUAGUGUAAACGCAGUCUUACAUGUAUAAGACUUAAAGGAACCAAUGUCAGCAUCUUCCAAUAAUCUCAAUGUAGCAUUAUUGCCGUGAUUGUUUGAAACGAUCACAACCUAUUUAUUAUAUUCUUUCUGCACUAACUAUGACUGCACAGCUCAACAGCAUCACAUGCUUGAAUGAAAGGAGCUGCAGUAAUGAAAGACAUGAUGCCAGGGUGCCACCUGCUGGUUGUUGAAGGAAGUAAAUGGAUGGAUAAACUAUUAUAUUAUUAAAUCAAAUUACCUUUGAAAUUACCUUUAAAAGCAUGAAGUUACACUUUUGAGAGGCAUGAUUUAUUUGAUCUUUUUUAACGUGGAUGUGAAGCGUAAAACUGUGGCUGUUACCUCAUGUGGGCAGCGGAGGUCACGAAUUGUCCCUGUGAUGCACUCAGGGUCAUCCUCUUCCAAAUAAACUCCACAUCACUAGCAAUGUGGUCUGUCAAAAUAAAAAUAUUCAAGGUUAAGGAUGUUACAUUAAAAGUGCAUGAAAACAAUAUUGGGGGUCAGGGGCCUGAUAAAAAUGGAAAACAUUUCCAGAGCAAAUAAAAUUAAUGUAUAUUAUACAAUCGAAUAAAAUAAUGUAUUUAAAUAGGGUCAUAAAUACAAUAAAACAUUUAAUGUAAAUAAAAACAGACUAAAUUUACAGUUAUUAACAGAAUUGAAAACUUAUAAAAAGUAAUAAAAAGUACUAUUAAUCAACAAAUUAUCAACAUUGAAGCGUGCAAUAUUAAAAACAAACCGUAAGUAGCAGAAAUUAAAUGGUACAGGAAAUAUUCACUUAAAUAAAAUCUGUAUCAACAUAAAUUGCAAUUUUAAAGUAAAAUGAACUGGUUUGAAAAAAGGUAAAUAUAGUACUAGAAAGCCGAAAUUCUACACAUUCACGGUUUUAUUGCCAACAGUCAUACAGAAUAAUGUGAAACCCAUACAACCAAAAGAUUAAAUCUGUAAACAUCUGGACUUUUUGUUUUUAUGUCCUCGUUGCUCUCACUUUCCCCAUUUACCAUUCAAAAAAUAGUCAACUCUUGUGUUUCUACUUGUAUAGCAUGGGGGGGGAAAUGAUUAAAUUUACACUCCAGGUAUAUAAUAACAAUAAUAACAAGUGAGGGAGGGAGGGAGGUGUCGAGCAGCAAUACGCAGCAGGGCCAAAACACGAGGUCCACAAGUGGAGAACAGGCAUGCUCCAUAUUGAACAUCACCUAUUGCACUUUGAAGAAG